UGUCUGGACACUGAAAAAAGCGGAACCCGAAAGAGUGAGGCUAAGGGGGAAGACAGAAAGUGUCACUACCACGGAAGGGGCGGGGUGAGCCAGUCUCUUCGCCGUUCCUACUUGGUCCUUAGUUCUUUUCGGUCCCCACCCUCCGCCUCUCUCCAGCCGGAACCUUUCAUUCGCCUGUUCUAGUGGCUGCGGGGACUAAUUUUGACCUCGCUCAACCCUCGUCUGUCAAGAUGGCGGCCACCACAAGCUGCUUCGGGAGAGUUUUCCUUCAGUACCAGAGGCAGUGUUUCUCCAGGAUCACUUAUAAUACUUCUGUUGCAUCUUGUUUUGUAAAUGUUCAUGCAGCCAAAAGACAUUAUGCUGCUGCAAAACCUGCAAAAAAGGAGAAAAAAGGCUCCAAAGUACAAACUCCAGCUGCAAAAACAGAUGAUAUAGAAAAAAUAAAGACCUAUACAUAUAUGGAGGGUGAGCCUGAGGAUGAUGUUUAUUUAAAACGCUUAUACCCAAGGCAGAUUUAUGAAGUGAAUAAAGCAAUUGAUUUGCUAAAAAAAUUUCAAAUUCUGGACUACUCUAACCCAAAGCAAGGUGUUUAUCUUGAUUUGACACUGGAUAUGUCACUGGAGAAGAAGAAGAAAAAGGUGGAGCCAUUUGUCAGUGUUAUUAACUUCCCAUAUCCAUUUACUUCAAAGAUGAAUAAAAUUCUGGUGUUUACAGAGAAUGAUUCAGAUAUUAAAAUCGCUGAAGAAAAUGGAGCUGCGUUUGCAGGAGGAUCUGCACUGAUUCAGAAGAUUUUGGAUGAUGAAAUCCAGGCAGAUUUUUAUGUAACUGUUCCAGAAAUGAUGCCAGCAAUUCAGCCAUUAAGAAGGAAACUAAAAAAAAAAUUUCCAAGGCUUUUGCAAAAUUCCGUUGAUCAUGACAUUGUGAAAAUGCUUGAAUUCUUUAAAACUGGACAUGAGAUUGCAGUAGAUGAGGAAAGAGGGAACUUUCUAAACACCCAAGUAGCAGUGCUGGAUAUGCCAAAUAAUGAAAUAGUUGCUAAUCUGCAAGCUGUUUUCACUGAAGUCUGCAGGCACAAACCACAGAGUAGUGGAUCUUUUGUGGUACGUGCGUUUCUUCGUAGUUCAACAAGUGAAGGAUUAUUACUAAAGACUGAGCACUUCCUACCUCAGGAAAAAGUAAAACCAGAAGAGAGUAUUAAAGAAACUAUAUAACAAA
This is a messenger RNA of Antechinus flavipes (yellow-footed antechinus), 1215 nucleotides long. RefSeq names its product mitochondrial ribosomal protein L1 (gene MRPL1). Gene Ontology annotation, molecular function: RNA binding; structural constituent of ribosome. NCBI's taxonomy places the organism in Eukaryota, Metazoa, Chordata, Mammalia, Dasyuromorphia, Dasyuridae. The transcript has 9 exons. The record is from RefSeq and is a predicted model, not a curated record. Bases 231 to 1211 code for a protein of 326 amino acids. Gene Ontology annotation, cellular component: large ribosomal subunit; mitochondrion. Gene Ontology annotation, biological process: translation.